UUGUCAUGCGCAUCCCGCGCUACGCAUCCUUGCAUCCUCGGCUCGUGCCCUUCAUCUUUCUUCUCCAAUAUGCCCACGUCUAUUUCCUGUAUGUACAUAUAGUCGGAAACUACAUACUACAAGGCUUUGCUCAUUACAACUGCCGUAUCGUCUUCCCUCACUGGAGUUGCUAUACACAGAACUCGCAGCAUAAGGGCAACCAGCCACCAAACCAUUAUCCGAAGAGCGGAAAACCGAACUAGCAUCUCCUUCUCCAUCUUGGCGAGCACGGGGGAUUUCGUUCCGACUAUUCUCUCCAUUUUCUCCAUGGACUUAAUUCUGCCAGUAAAAGAGUAGACACAAAGUAACAGUGAUCUGGACAAUUAGUAAAACAAGCGUUACCGCGCAGGUGACGAUAAUGACUUCCGUCUCCAUUUCGCUUGAGAUGAUACUU
Bipolaris sorokiniana ND90Pr is the source of this 433-nucleotide messenger RNA. RefSeq lists its product as uncharacterized. Lineage: Eukaryota; Fungi; Ascomycota; Dothideomycetes; Pleosporales; Pleosporaceae. The transcript has a single exon. The record is from RefSeq and is a predicted model, not a curated record. Bases 6 to 242 code for a protein of 78 amino acids.